Lampris incognitus (smalleye Pacific opah) is the source of this 1089-nucleotide messenger RNA. RefSeq names its product apelin receptor a (gene aplnra). The record is from RefSeq and is a predicted model, not a curated record. Bases 1 to 1089 code for a protein of 362 amino acids. Gene Ontology annotation, biological process: G protein-coupled receptor signaling pathway; immune response. The transcript has a single exon. Lineage: Eukaryota; Metazoa; Chordata; Actinopteri; Lampriformes; Lampridae. Gene Ontology annotation, cellular component: membrane. Gene Ontology annotation, molecular function: G protein-coupled receptor activity.
AUGGAGGCCACCACUCCGGAAUAUGGAGAUGGCUAUGAUUAUUAUGAUGACAAUGAGACUGUGACUUGCGAUUUCUCGGAGUGGGAACCCUCCUACUCCCUCAUCCCUGUCCUCUACAUGCUCAUCUUCAUCCUCGGCCUGUCGGGCAAUGGGGUGGUCAUCUUCACCGUCUGGAGAUCAAAAUCCAAGCGCCGUGCGGCAGAUGUCUACAUAGGAAACCUGGCCCUGGCAGACCUCACCUUUGUCAUCACUCUACCUCUCUGGGCCGUGUACACGGCACUGGGCUACCACUGGCCCUUUGGUGUGGCUCUCUGCAAGAUCAGCAGCUAUGUCGUACUUGUCAACAUGUAUGCCAGUGUUUUCUGCCUCACCUGCCUGAGUUUUGACCGCUACCUGGCUAUUGUGCAUUCUCUGUCUAGCAGCAGGCUGCGUUCAAGGGGAACCAUGCUAGUCUCCCUGGGUGCAAUUUGGCUCCUCUCUUGCCUGCUGGCUGUGCCCACACUCCUUUUUCGCACCACCUUGAAUGACUUCAACAGCAACCGCACCACAUGUGCCAUGGACUUCAGCCUGGUGACACUAAGCCGGAGGCAUGAGUCUCUAUGGAUUGCUGGGCUCAGUCUCUCUUCAUCUGCCCUGGGCUUCCUGUUGCCCUUCCUGGCGAUGACCAUCUUCUACUGCUUCAUCGGCUGCACCGUCACACGCCACUUCAAUAACCUGCGCAAGGAGGACCAGAGGAAGAAGAGGCUGCUGAAAAUUAUCACCACACUGGUGGUGGUGUUCGCCAUCUGUUGGACGCCUUUCCACGUGUUGAAGAGCAUGGAUGCUCUCACCUACCUCAACCUGGCUCCGAGCUCCUGCGGGUUCGUGCGUGUCCUCCUGCUGGCCCAUCCCUACGCCACCUGCCUGGCCUACGUCAACAGCUGCCUCAACCCGUUCCUUUAUGCCUUCUUUGACUUGCGCUUUCGUUCCCAAUGUCUGUGCCUUCUCAACCUGAAGAAGGCCAUGCAUGGCCAGAUCAGCUCCAUGUCCUCUACACUCAGUGCCCAGACUCAGAAGUCAGAGGUCCAGUCUCUGGCCACCAAGGUGUAG